AUGGGCUUCUUCACGGGUUUUUUUGCACUCGAACAGCUCGGCGGCUUUGCCUUCACCUCAUCCGUUCUCUAUAUUACCGUCCAAGUCCACCGCUCAACACGGAUGUCACAACGCAAAGCCAUCCACGCGCAAGUCGAGCAAAUAGACUGGUUGACCUCCUCUGCUGGCGCCUAUGACCGGCGCUUUCUACCGGAAGACAUGCCAAGGCGGCGGCGCGAAGAAUUGGAAGCGCAAAAUCAACCCGAGCCGACUAUGAAGGAAAUACUCAAGCAUAGAUGGAAUAAGGAAGUGGAGGUCUUGACAAGGAAGGCCUAUGAGACGAGAUGGGAGGACGUGAGAGAUGCUGCUGCAGAAGGCUGGAAGGCUGCUGCACGAUUGGUGAAACGGGAAUGA
Molecule: messenger RNA, 393 nt
Organism: Penicillium samsonianum
Lineage: Eukaryota; Fungi; Ascomycota; Eurotiomycetes; Eurotiales; Aspergillaceae
Product: MICOS complex subunit Mic12 family protein
Exons: 2
Coding region: 1-393 (130 amino acids)
Biological process (GO): cristae formation
Cellular component (GO): MICOS complex; mitochondrial crista junction
Source: RefSeq, a predicted model, not a curated record